GAUGAGAAGUUAACAGUGACACAGGGCGCUCCAGUGAGUGGGAACCCCUCUCUUCUCCGCUUCCACUACCAACUGAGUGAGCGCCGCUCGGCCUCCUGGGAUACGGCUCUAUCAGAAGACAGCCUCUUCCUGGAGAUCCCUGCCGGGCCACUGGUGGAGGGCAGCAAGGAGGGGCUAACCGCUCUGCUCGAGUUUGCAGAAGAGAAGCUCAAAGUUAACUAUGUGUUCCUGUGGUUCCAUAAAGGCAGAGAGGAUCGACCCUUCCCUCCUUCCCUCCCUGAUAGAAACACGCCUUCUGCCUCUUUUCUUCCUCAAGCAAUCAAAUCCACUUUGACUCUGGCUCUGACACAAACCCCUCCUCCUCCUCCUCUAGAAAUCCUUCAUCACUGACUGGGAGGUGUCACUUUUUUUUAAUAGACUUGUGAUUUAAGGGGGUGUUUGGGAGUGGUAGGAUUUCCAUGUGACUCAGAUGCCCCCCCCGCCUCCCCCCUUUCCCUUCCCAGAGGAUAAGUGCAGAUUGGAGAAACGAGGAGCGGCGUAGCUUGAACUUAUUCAUCACUUGCAUUGUGGGAUUCUUAUUUUUCCUGCUAGUGGUUCCUCUCAACCACGUUGUUUUUUUUUUUUGUUUUUUUUUUUGUUUUUUUUUUGUGCUGCCAUCAACAAACCAACUGUUAACAUUCAGGAGAAGUGUUUUACAUUAAAAUUCAGCAUAUCUCUCCUCUGACAGCUUUGACCUUUUUAUAAGGAAAGAGACUUUGUUUGUCUUGGUGUGCUGUAUACCAUGCAAGCAGUGAUUGUGAGGCUAAAGAGAGGGAAUUAUGGGUUUGGUAUGGUCAAUAAAAUGUUAUAAUAUAGGUGGGGAUACAGCCUAGUGUGUUACAUUUAACAUUGAAGCAUAUGUAAACAUUUCUUUACACUCUUCCUGAUAUAUGUUGAGGCAUCAUUCCAGCACGUCACACGCUCUGUUGUUUUUGUAGCUCUUGUCUGCCCAAAAACAAUCUAACCACAAAUGUGGAAAUGCCCUGUUAGUCUCUCCACAUGUGUCAAAGUUAAGAAGCAGCCUGUAUGUUGAAUGUCACAACAGGGUGGCUGCCAACUCGCUCCUCCUUCUCUGCGCAGUAAUCAACCUGCCCAGUUGACGGUGUGAGUUAUUGGCGAGCUGGAGAGGAGGACGGCCUUGCUGUUGUUUCACUUUGCACCUCACACACAGAAACAAACGCUUAAGAGUUUAUAUUCUUCAAAGAUCAUAAGCUGAAUAAUGUUUGGGUUGAGGUGGUCCGGUUUAAAGAGAAGCUCCACUUACUGUUACUUAAAACACAAUGUUUGAAUGUAGUGAAGCCUCAGUCUGUGCCUCUCAUGUAUUGACAUUACAUUCAAGUUUAACUUAAAGAGAAGGUUGUUUAACAACAGCAGCUUGUUAUAAAGACUCUUCUAACCAUAUGGAUGAAAAAAAAUACCAUAUCUCCCAAUGUGUGGCUCAAUGUUCCAUCCAAGUUGCCGGAAUUGACACAAGAAACAUUUUUUUUUUGUAUGAAAAUAUAAAACAAUAAAAUUUUAAGAUGAAUAUAUAUAUAUAAUAUAACUGUUAA
Morone saxatilis (striped sea-bass) is the source of this 1589-nucleotide messenger RNA. It is a transcript of the gene oaz2a, whose product is annotated as ornithine decarboxylase antizyme 2a. Gene Ontology annotation, biological process: positive regulation of protein catabolic process. Gene Ontology annotation, cellular component: cytoplasm; nucleus. Lineage: Eukaryota; Metazoa; Chordata; Actinopteri; Moronidae. The record is from RefSeq and is a predicted model, not a curated record. Gene Ontology annotation, molecular function: ornithine decarboxylase inhibitor activity.